AUGGCCCUAGAUUCUCUUUGGAAAACAGAUGGUGGUUUUAAGAAUAAUUACAUGAACGAAAUAAAAAGAUUAAUGGUGCAAAAGUUACCCCAGUUGAUAAUAGAAGUAAAGCACAUUGACUCUAGGAUCAAGUUCUUGAAGAGAAGGUACCAUGCUAUUAAUGAAAUGUGCAAGAAGAGUGGAUGUUCUUGGAAUAAUGUUGAAAAAAAGAUUGCAUGUGAAUUUACAUGGUAUACCGAAUGGAUUAAGAUUCAUAAAGAUGCUAAGGGCUUGUAUAAUGUCUCAUUCCCUUACUUUACGAAUUUGGAUAUUGUGUAUGGCAAGGAUCGAGCGACGGGGGAUCUGGCUGAAGAUCCACUUACUACUGAGUCACUGCCAUCUAAUUCUUUCAGUUCACGUGCUGCUAAAAAAAAAUACCAUCAUCAAGUUUAUAAAGUUUCAAAGAAGACUAAGUUUGCACCUAUGAAGAAUGCUGAAACUGAGUACAAGGAGUUUAAUGAUGAAAUUCGGGGUUUUAUGAAUAGUCUUGAUGGUCACCUUAGCACAAUGUCAACUUGGAUGCAAGUUAGGGGCGUUCAGAAAAUAAAAAGCGAAUCAAACACUGGGUCUCCACUGCUUAGGGAUUUACCGGGAGGAAGGCGGAGGGAGGAGAGUCAGGGCAACCAUGGCAGUGUCGUGGAUGUACGCUCAUCUCCGACGGUGGCUGGUGGAGCACCCGGUGAUGGAAUCCUUCGAAUGGAGACCGAACGAGACCUUCGGCGCCUCGAUCCCUUUCGUCGCCUCCUAUCUCACCCUCGUCCUCCUCGCCCGCGGAAUCCUCCCCCUCCCCCGGCCGUCGCCCACCCUCCUCCGCCGCCUCUCCUUCGCACACAACCACUUCGUCCUCCUCCUCUCUGCUACCAUGGCCGCCUGAUGCUCCCUCUCCGCCGCCGCCCGCUUCCCCUCCCCCCGCUGGCUCUUCUGCUUCCCCCCUCCGCCACCGUCCGAUCCGGUCCCCUCUUCUUCUGGGCCCACGUCUUUUACCUCUCCAAGCUCUACGAGCUCGCCGACACACUGCUCAUCCUCCUCUCCGAGCGACGACGCCUCACUUUCCUCCACGUCUACCACCACGCCAUCGUCAUCGUCAUGUGCUACGUCUGGCUCGCCAGCGCGCAGUCCCUGAUGCCGGCCGCCCUUGUCACAAACGCAUCCGUCCACGUCGUCAUGUACGCCUACUACCUUUCCAGUAGCGCGGGCUGGCGAUGGACACCGCGGUGGAAGCGGGCCGUCACGGAGCUUCAGAUCGCGCAGUUCGUCUUCAGCUUCCCCGUCUCCGGCGUCUUCCUCUGGUACCACUUCACCGGGGGUGGGUGCGAGGGGAUGCGCGGCUGGCUCUUCAAUGCCGCGUUCAACGCCUCGCUCCUCGCCCUCUUCGUCGACUUCCACCUCAAGGCGUAUAAGGAGGCUAAGAAAAAGCUCAAGGCUGCUACCGCUGCCGCCGCCUCCCCUUCCACAUCAAGGUACAUUAGACAAAAAAGACACUCUACGUUAGGAGAAACCAUGGUCUUGAUAUAGGCUCAUCUGUUCCUGUUGCAGAAAUGACUGUUGUAUAAUACAUCAAGAACAAAGUUUUACAGCUGCCUGCUAUCUAGUAGAUAGAUUAACUAAGGGCAAUUUGGUGUUCAUAACACGAAUAGAAGCAAAAAAUUGGAUGAACCUACAAGUAUUUUCCUAGAAGAAGCUCCACAGGUUGAAGUCAUCAAUCUCCUCCUCACACUCCUCCCAGGAAUAGAUCAGUUGGUUGAUCAUCUCAUCUGUGAACUUUGGUGAUUGGAAGGUUCCAAGUCCAAUAAAAGCUUCAUCAUCCGUCUUUUCAUUUGCGGUUGAAGUAGUUGAGCUUGCCAUUAGAGGAUGCUGAUCUUCAUCGGCAUCAAGUGAUCGAGAAGGCGAAGGAAGAGGAGGUGAUGGAUUGGUAGAAGAAAGUGAACCCGCAAUGUUAGCAUUGGCAGCUGCUGCAGCAGCAACUCUUUGGAUAGACUUCGGCGACAUGACAGUGGCAGGAAAGUGGUGAGGGGGAAGGGAGGCCGGGAAGUUCAGAGCGGCAGAUGAGCCUCUGACACAGAGCAGAGCUGCAUCGUAAGCCCUCGCCGCGGCCUCCGGUGUGGAGUAAGAGCCGAGCCAUAUCCUGGUUUUCUGAUGUGGUGCUCUGAUCUCUGAGACCCAGGAUCCCCAGCUCCUCCUCCUCACUCCCUUGUACUGUCUCUUACUGGAGCUUUGGGAGCGAACCGAACUACUCUUCCCCAUGGAAAUACAAUGGUGAUAGCCUUAUGCUCCGUGUGGUUUCUCUAAUGAAAUUUAUAGACGACACAUGCCUAGAUGGUUUCCUCGCAAAGGUGUGGAAGCCAACAACAAAAGUCCAUGGGCGCAAACUCCAGGGAAAAGAACUGAAACCCUGUUUGUUUUCCUUUCAAGUAAGCACAUGCAUACUCAUUGCGUUGCUGGGUACUAUUGGUGAGAUUUGAGCCAGUCGACAAUCUGGCAUUGAAUAAGGAAGGAAGGAAGCAGCGAAGAGAAGAAAGGAGGCAGCUUCCAGUUUCACAUUGGCAGUGGAGGAUGAUGCAUAGGAUUCUGUCAGCGCGUGGCGGAGCCCAGUCGUGGUUGGAAAGGUGGAUGCAUUCUGCAGCAAGCCAACAGGUAGUUAUUAGCUGGAGCCGCGUCCAUGCAACUCUUCUUCCCUGUCUUACCGUCGCCAUAGAUUUAAAGAACAACUUAUGCACGUUCAAAGAUAGAUCUUUAGAAUCAUCCCCAUUGAAAUUCAAGCUCUGCUCUUCUUGCUUUAAUAAGAGGCUCAAAGUUUGAAUUUUAAAAGGCCGACUUUAUCUGAUAGAUUCUAUCUCUUGGGACUAUUUAGA
Messenger RNA from Zingiber officinale, 2891 nucleotides. RefSeq lists its product as uncharacterized. Lineage: Eukaryota; Viridiplantae; Streptophyta; Magnoliopsida; Zingiberales; Zingiberaceae. The coding region runs from base 1 to 1554 and encodes 517 amino acids. The transcript has 8 exons. The record is from RefSeq and is a predicted model, not a curated record. Gene Ontology annotation, biological process: fatty acid elongation, monounsaturated fatty acid; fatty acid elongation, polyunsaturated fatty acid; very long-chain fatty acid biosynthetic process. Gene Ontology annotation, cellular component: endoplasmic reticulum membrane. Gene Ontology annotation, molecular function: fatty acid elongase activity.